This is a messenger RNA of Ananas comosus (pineapple), 1732 nucleotides long. RefSeq lists its product as uncharacterized. The record is from RefSeq and is a predicted model, not a curated record. Bases 246 to 545 code for a protein of 99 amino acids. Lineage: Eukaryota; Viridiplantae; Streptophyta; Magnoliopsida; Poales; Bromeliaceae. The transcript has a single exon.
CCCGCCCCUUCCUGCAGCUUCCGCCCCUCGCCGACUUCUCCACAUUUUGACUUCUGGAGCACGCUCCGUCGUCACGAAGCAUCCCCUUCUCUCUCUCCCUUCCUAUAAAACGCGCCCUACUGACAAUCACAAAAAACAGCAACCCCCAUACAUACAAACAUUCCAUUCUCAGCUACUUGGCCCCUUUAAUUCAAUCCUAAUAUCAAUAAUCCCUUUCGCUUGUACGCCACAUAAUCACACAACAUAUGGAUAAGCUUUUGAUGCUGUCGAUUCUUAGCUCCUCCCCUGCGGAAAUCUCCGGUCCCUGGUCCAACCUAUCCGUGUCCAUCCAGAAUUCGAAGAAGGAGAAGAAGCAGCUCGGCGGUGAUGAUGAUGCGCACAACAGCAGCAGGAAGAUCAGCGAAAGCAGCUCCACAGGCAGAUCAGACCAGCAGCAGCAGCAGAAGCAGAAGCAGAGGAGGUUUCUGCGGUGGCCGGCGGCGACGCCUCGGUGCGCUCCAGAGCUUGACGGGCUCAACUGCUUCGAGACCUUCGCGUUGCAUUAGCUAAUCACUUUUGAUUCUUCACCCUCAUAAUCUACUAUCGAUUCUUUCCUUGUAAUUAAAAAAAGAAAAAAAAAUUAUAGAUGCGGAAGUGUAUUUUAGUUGAACUUUUUGCAAAUCAAUGAGAUCAUAAUGCUUCGGGAUGUCUUAGCAUCAUAAUUAUAUCCAGCAUGAAUCUUAGUUUAGUUCAGUUGAUUUUGACAUGGAGGCAGUGCACGAAUUCAGAAUCAGGGUAAGCUGCGACCUACCAAGGGCCCUUUUACUUGUUUGUAUUUGUUGGAGAUCGAUCUUUGUGCGACUAGGAUUUCGAUUUGUACUAGUGUAGAUAAUAGUUAGUUGAUUGAUCUUGCCGCCCUAAUCGUUUCCCUACGAAUACGAAUUAAUUCCUCAUUAUUCUGUUAUCACCGAUUUGUGUGUCUAAUGAUGCUUAUGAACAACUCUGGGCAGAUAGAUCCGGUUCUUCGCCACUAAAUUAUCAGAUGCAAAAGUCAUCCUCAGCAUCAAAUAAUCGGCUUCUUCGGGUUUCGUAUAUAUCAAUUCUGUCAUGUAUUAUGAUAGUCGAAUGUCUAUUUUGUGGGGGUUAAAUAAGUUUAGUUUCAGAACCCCCUUCAACAUGAAGGCUUCAUGUGUUCAGAACUGCUCAGAACACUGUUUCGUAUCAGAUUAUGCCACCCAGAUUUUGUGACAUGAGAGAAAGCAGAGAACUGUUUUCUAGUAUUUGAGUUUGUAAUAACCUUGCAAUGCACGAGAUCUUUGGACCACUAUCUCCAACACUAACGCCGCACAAAAGAGAUCGGAAGGUCUAACUUCUUUGGCGGCAAUCUGGUGGGUUGCCUGGAAUGAAAGAAAUCACUUUAUCUUCAACCUAAAGGCCCCUUGAUGCGGCUCGAGCUCUUGACCGCGCCAACCUCCUAGUGACAUCUUGGAUGAAUCUACUGUGAUCGGCUCCUGCGCCUGUUCUUUUCUAUUUUACUUUUACUUUGUUUCUUUCAGUUUUUUUCUUGUUUUGGUUUUCUGUUUUUCUACUUUCCUGUCUCUUUCUCCGGAAGCCCCAGCUGCUUCCAAUCUGUACGCCUAGUUCAUUUUGCUUAAUGAAUGAAGCGGAUAGCUCGUUACCUUUUCUCAAAAAAAGAGUUUGUAAUAACCUGGCUGCUUAGAUAACACGGACUUGCUCGACUUUGUUGUUUAAA